UCCAUCGUGGACAGCUAUGAGCGACGCAAUGAGGGCGUUGCCCGAGUUAUCGGGACUUUGCUGGGAACUGUCGACAAGCACUCAGUGGAAGUUACAAAUUGCUUUUCAGUGCCCCACAAUGAGUCUGAAGAUGAGGUGGCUGUUGACAUGGAAUUUGCUAAGAACAUGUAUGAGUUACACAAGAAAGUCUCUCCAAAUGAACUCAUCCUAGGCUGGUACGCUACAGGCCACGACAUCACAGAACAUUCUGUACUGAUUCAUGAGUACUAUAGCCGAGAGGCCCCCAACCCCAUUCACCUCACUGUGGACACCAGCCUCCAGAAUGGCCGCAUGAGCAUCAAGGCCUAUGCCAGCACUUUAAUGGGUGUCCCUGGAAGGACCAUGGGAGUGAUGUUCACACCUUUGACAGUGAGAUACGCAUAUUAUGACACCGAACGCAUUGGAGUUGACCUCAUUAUGAAGACCUGUUUUAGUCCCAACCGGGUGAUUGGACUCUCAAAUGACUUGCAGCAGGUUGGAGGAGCAUCAGCCCGCAUCCAGGAUGCCCUGAGCACAGUAUUGCAGUAUGCAGAAGAUGUGCUAUCUGGAAAAGUGUCAGCUGACAAUACUGUGGGCCGCUUCUUGAUGAGUCUGGUCAACCAAGUACCUAAAAUUGUUCCUGAUGACUUUGAGACCAUGCUUAACAGCAAUAUCAACGACCUGCUGAUGGUGACCUACUUGGCUAAUCUCACACAGUCACAGAUUGCCCUCAAUGAGAAACUUGUAAACCUGUGAACAGGCCCUAAGAAGCAUUCCUGCCACUCUAGGCUCAAACCUUGGGAGACAGAGUAAAGGAAAAGAUAGUUUCUUUGAGGCCUUGAGUCACAUUGAAUCAGGCAACUGGAUGACUUAAUCUAAAUAAACAUACCUUGCCUUUUGUA
This is a messenger RNA of Elephantulus edwardii (Cape elephant shrew), 920 nucleotides long. RefSeq names its product eukaryotic translation initiation factor 3 subunit F-like. Bases 148 to 774 code for a protein of 208 amino acids. Gene Ontology annotation, molecular function: translation initiation factor binding; translation initiation factor activity; metallopeptidase activity. Gene Ontology annotation, cellular component: eukaryotic translation initiation factor 3 complex, eIF3m. The transcript has a single exon. Lineage: Eukaryota; Metazoa; Chordata; Mammalia; Macroscelidea; Macroscelididae. The record is from RefSeq and is a predicted model, not a curated record. Gene Ontology annotation, biological process: translational initiation.